Messenger RNA from Monodelphis domestica (gray short-tailed opossum), 3062 nucleotides. RefSeq names its product transmembrane protein 267 (gene TMEM267). Lineage: Eukaryota; Metazoa; Chordata; Mammalia; Didelphimorphia; Didelphidae. The record is from RefSeq and is a predicted model, not a curated record.
GUCAGUCUGCUACUGGAGCUUCUCUAGCCGACUCCUUCCAUCUCGCUGGUGCGCAGCUGUAGAGCCGCGGGUUCGGCUCUGCGCGGACUGGGUCGCUUUCGCCCCGGGGGCCGAGGACGGACAGACUGGCAGGCAGGCGGACGGACUACGCCGAAGUCAUUCGAGACAUCAUAAAAAAAUGGAUCAGAGCACUGGACCUGGAGUCAGGAAGAUUCAUUCCAAAUUUAAAUCCCACCUCAACACUUACUAGCAGUGUGACCCUGGUUCCCAUUAAACGGGAUUUCACUUUCCUAUGGUAAAUGAUGUUUUCAUUUCCACCUUCAUGACAUCACGUAGGCUACCAGACCCUUUUGGCAUUUGCCACCUGAACGUAGAUGUAAGGAUACAUGAGUAUGUAAACAACAAUAGACUCUCUAAGUUCCCUGAUGGCAUUUAAAAUACACCACUAUUUCAUUUGUGAUGGCUACUGAAACGGAAAAGACCUUUGCACUCCUUCAGACAUUUAGCACUCUGUCUAUCAUUUCUAGCCUUGGUUUAGGUUUAUUCUGCUUUAUAGCAGAUAGACUUUUUCAGUUUCCUUUCAUUCAGCAAAAUGACUGGCUUAGAGCACUCUCGGAUAAUGCAGUGCAUGGUAUAAUUGGAAUGUGGUCAUGGGCAAUAGUAAUUGGACUCAAGAAGAAGAAUGAUUUUGGAGAAAUAAUUUUGGCUGGAUUUUUAGCCUCUGUUAUUGAUGUGGACCACUUUCUUCUAGCUGGAUCUCUAUCUUUAAAGGAUGCUUUGAACCUUCCACAUAGGCCUUUUUUCCACUGUUCUACUCUGAUACCUGUUGUGGUUCUGACACUAAAGUUUAUUAUGCACCUUUUCCGGCUGAAAGACUCGUGGUGCUUUCUUCCCUGGAUGUUAUUUAUAUCUUGGACUUCUCACCAUGUUCGGGAUGGAAUUCGUCAUGGCUUAUGGAUUUGCCCUUUCGGAAAAACAUCUCCUCUGCCAUAUUGGCUCUAUGUGACAAUCACAGCAUCUUUACCUCACUUAUGUUCAUUCAUUAUGUAUUUAACAGGGACCAGAGAAAUGAUGUCUAUAAAACAUGGAAUUCAUAUCGAUGUCUGAAGGAAACUAGGUGGCAACUUUGGGAGAACACUGUUGGAAAGUAAUCAUUGAAUGUACUCAUCAUUGAAGUGAAUUUUUAAAUACAUAUCACUUCUGCAGAACUUGUAGUUCUAGUAUUUAGUUACUUUGGUUCUAGAAUUGUUCUGUGUGGUAAAUGAAAUGAUUUUAAUGUGAAGAGUAUAAUUUUUACUGUUCUAAUCAAUCUUCUGUUUUAUAUGUGUGUGUAUGUAUGUGUACACACACAUAUAUACAAAUAUUUUUUUAUUUCUUCUAACCCAAUUUCUUUCCACCCUGUUCUUAUUUUACCAUCAGUAUUUUAGGUUUUAGUUUUAUUUAUUAUUUAGGUCAUGACUGUUUCCCAUUGAAUUUUAAGGGACCAUCUCCAAGCAACCUUCCAUAUUUGUUGAGAUGAAUCAAAUUGAAAUUUUGAAGAAUUAUAUUUUUGAGCAGCCUAUUUCCUUCUGAAAAGAAGCUCAGGGUCUAGGUUGCCCAAGUUCUAGACAGCUAAUAUUAUGCUGAGCUGCUUAAAUCCUGUGAAUCUUGAAGUGCUGAAAUAACUAAAAUUGAAUGCUCCUUGUGUGUAAAAAUGACUGCUAGUAUUUAUUCUGAAUUUUUAUCUUGCCUGAAAAUACUACUCGCCAGGUGCUAAUUGUUAGUUUAGAACAGAAUUAGUUUAUCUAAAUAGUAUGUAUUGGUAGGGGGUUGAUGAUUGAUAUUAGGAAAGUUGGAAUUCAUGAAUGAUAUUGUGAAAUGUUAGAACUAAUUUAUUACUUUAGGAAAUACAUCCCUGCUACAAUAAAAUAUUAGCUAUAAUAUUACUGGUAAUAAUAAUAUUUUAUCAAAGUGUUGUCUAGAUCUUUUGCCCACGAAUCCCAUAAAUUGGGAUUUUAUCUGCUUUAGAAGAAGUACUAUUGCUACUAGAUAUGAAUAUGUCUACAUUGUUUACAGAAUAAUAGUUAAAUGGAUUCUUUGGUUAUGUCAGUGGAACUUUAACCUUUGAUCUACAAACAUAACCACUAAUAAUGUAAUAUCAACUAUAGGCUCACAUAUAUGCCAUUAAAAUUAUUCCAGUUGCCAUCAAUUUCUUUAUAUGCUAUGUCAAAGUAAUAUAUCAGUUAAAGAAUUUUUUAAAUGAAAUUGCUUGCAAUUUAAAAGGAAAAGUAUAACUUUUUCCAAAAUAGUCUAGUUUAAGGAAACUUAUUUUUUGCCAUAUUCCUUUAAAUCAAUGUCUGCUAAAUAGUUAAUCUUGAAGAAGAAAUGAACAACUUUAACUCUUGGAUUUACAUAUGGUUUAAUGCUACCUUCCUGAGGGUCAGUGCAUGCAGGAUCACAUGAUGCACUUUGCUACUCACAAAAUCCAUUGUCUUCAAAUAUUGUUUAUAUUUUCUUACAGAUAUGUGAACUAUAAUGCCAAUAAUGAUGUGUGCCUUAAUCCGUGAGAAAUUAUGAAUGAUUCAUGGAGUCUACUUGAGAAAAGUAGAUUUUUUUAUAUAACACAGAAUUAAUAUUCAGUAAAUUGUCAUUAAGGUCUACCCAGGUUCUGACUAAUUCAUUUAAGUCCAUAAAUUAAAGAGGAUACUCUUUUUUUCUCCCCUUGUUUCCAAAUAGCAAAAAUAAUCUAUUAUCAGAAAUUAGCAAAUUAAAAGGCAGUUAGGUAGUACAUUGGCUAGCGAGCCAGGCCUGGAGUCAGGAGAAUCUGGGUUCAAAUCUGGCCUCACACGACCCUGGGCAAGUCAUUUAACUCUGAUUGCCUAGUCGUUGCUACUUAGAAUUGCUGCAAAGAUAGAAGGUAAAGGUUUAAAAAAUAAUAACAAUAAAUCAAUGCAGGAUUUUUGGGGUUUUUUUCUUUUACUUUCUUUUUAAUUGUUUUAAAAUAUUUCAUGCUUUUUCUUUCUGCAAACCAGAUUGGAAUUAAAUCAAAAUACAGGAUGUCAUUAAAAAAUGUUACAUUGGCA